Messenger RNA from Alternaria atra, 747 nucleotides. RefSeq lists its product as uncharacterized. The record is from RefSeq and is a predicted model, not a curated record. Gene Ontology annotation, cellular component: nucleus; cytosol; proteasome core complex. The coding region runs from base 1 to 747 and encodes 248 amino acids. NCBI's taxonomy places the organism in Eukaryota, Fungi, Ascomycota, Dothideomycetes, Pleosporales, Pleosporaceae. The transcript is spliced from 3 exons.
AUGAUAGACCCCCGCGAUUUCGCCAAUGAAGCACCACUAACACAUGAACCAGAGUAUGCAUUCAAGGCGAUUACGGCAGCGAACAUCACAUCAUUGGGCGUGCGGGGCAAGGACUGCGCAGUAGUCAUCUCGCAGAAGAAGGUGCCCGACAAGCUCAUCGACCCCUCCUCCGUGUCCCACAUCUUCCGCCUGUCACCCUCAGUUGGCUGUGUCAUGACUGGAUCCAUCGCCGAUGCAAGAGCCUCAGUGAGCAGAGCACGAGGCGAGGCUGCCGAGUUUCGCUACAAGUAUGGCUACGAGAUGCCUUGCGACGUACUGGCAAAGAGGAUAGCCAACAUCAGCCAGGUCUACACACAGCGCGCUUAUAUGCGACCGCUCGGUGUGGCCACGACCCUCAUUUCCCUCGACUCUGAAUUUGGACCCCAACUCUACAAGUGCGAUCCAGCUGGUUACUAUGUAGGCUACAAGGCAACAGCGUCCGGACCGAAGACGCAAGAGGCGCUCAACUUCCUCGAGAAGAAGCUGAAGAACAAGGAGCAUGCGGAAGGCAACUGGGAGGAGGUUGUCGAGCUGGCGAUUACUGCUUUGAGCACUGUCUUGUCUGUCGAUUUCAAGAAGAACGAAUUGGAGAUUGGUAUCGUAGGAGGACCCAAGACCAACGGUCAGGAGGGCACAGACCCCACCUUCAGGGCGCUCACCGAAGAGGAAAUCGAUGAACGACUGCAGUCAAUCGCAGACAAGGACUAA